Bicyclus anynana (squinting bush brown) is the source of this 7190-nucleotide messenger RNA. RefSeq names its product rho guanine nucleotide exchange factor 17. Gene Ontology annotation, molecular function: protein binding; guanyl-nucleotide exchange factor activity. Gene Ontology annotation, biological process: actin cytoskeleton organization. The transcript is spliced from 21 exons. Lineage: Eukaryota; Metazoa; Arthropoda; Insecta; Lepidoptera; Nymphalidae. The record is from RefSeq and is a predicted model, not a curated record. The coding region runs from base 420 to 5357 and encodes 1645 amino acids.
GUUUUAGUACGGCGUCCGCGCACCCGAGGCGUCGGAUUCUGUAGCCGGCGCGAUCGAUUCAUUCCGUUUUUUUUUCUCAACAAUACACUGUCCGACCACGCAAGUUUUUAACAGUGAACAAUGACAAUACCUAGUGCAUCGUGUUGUAUACAAACUAAGUGAUUUCUGUUUCUGUGAGAUUUAUCAAGUGAUAGUUCUUUUUUUUCGCAUUCAGCAACUUUUGCUGUUUGCAUCCGAAUCCUGUGAGGUACGGGUGAAAUUGGUAUUGGUCUCGUGGUUCGUCUGAUACUCGUACCAAUUGGUCCAGUCAAGUUCAUUGUCGUGGUUAUCUCGAUUCAAAAACUGAAGCGAGGGUAGUCUGCGCAGCAUGCGUGGUGUGACGUAACCAAUGGCGACCGCCCGCCCCCGCUCCCCGCAAGAUGGCCUCCGAAGACGACGCGAGCUCUCCAGGUCCCCUGUCGCCGUACGUGACGCUGGGCGCCGUGCGCUACACCGUGCGCCGCGUCCCGCCGCCGCGCGCCUGCCCCUGCCGCUGCUGCUCCGAGGAGGCGGUGGCGGCGUGCCUCGGCCGCGCCAAGCCCGACCGCCGCACGCUGGAGCGCUUCCAGCGCCGCCUGGGCCGCGGCUCGCGCGACGACGCCCGGGCCUCGCGCCACCAGCUGCUGCGCGACCUCACCGAGCGGCUCAAGCCGCGCCCGCCGCCGCCGCCGCCCCCGCCGCCGCCGCACUCGGCGCCCGUGCUGCCGCCCGUGCCGCCGCCGCGCACGCGCCACCGGCACAGCCCGCCGCGCGGCGUCUCCGUCGACCGCUGCGACGACUUCGACGCCGACAACAUCACUCUGGUCCGCGUCGAGCCGCGUUCCAUAGUGGGCUCGUACGCGCAGAAGACUAUUCCGUACCGCAGCGCGUCGUUCUCGCAGGGUGAUUUCGCGCAGGAUAAGUAUUACCGCGGGAAACAACCUUCGAUUUUCGACUUCGGCAAACGGACGAAGAGAAAAGAGGAGGUCGAGUCGCCGCCGGGCCGCGAUUACACGAGUGUGACGGAGGAAAAUGUGACAGAGGGCGGGUCGGUCGCGUCGGUGGACUCGGCGGUGGGCUCGGACGAGGGGCUGGUGGGGCACGCGGCGCCCGCUGCGCGCAGCUCGCCGCCCGACGCGCCGCACAAGCCUCUGAGCGGGCGCUCGCUGACGCACCCGCUGCCGCGCCGCACGCCGCCCGCGCGCGACGACGGCUCCGUCGACGGCGGCGGCAGUCUCCCCGCGUUGAUGCCGCCGCGUGUUCUCCACGAACUCCGCGAAGAAAGUGACGGCUCGCAAGCCGACAGUGCCCAGGCGCACAGCGAAGGAACUUCCCCUUUCGAACCCGCUCAGCCUUUCGCGUUUCCUCCCCUCCCGGACCCACCUGCCACUUGUGAGAAUGUAGACUGUGAGUGUGUGAACUAUCCCCCUCGGAAGGAUUCCGUGAGUGAUUUUGAGGACGCGGUCCCUUUGCCUGUGCCCGUUUAUGAGUGUAUAGUGAAACAGUGGUCGAACGAUUUACCGGAGGAAGCCCAGCGUUCGGAUGUUGCCUCUGACGAGUCUUUAGAUAGGGACAAAGAGGAUGAGACUAUAACGAGUGAGAAAGUUGCAACCAUAUUAGCUGCAGUGCAGAAUCCUUGUUCUCCAGCGCCGAUAAGUGUGAGAGAGAGACGAAGGCCGCUCGAUAAGACGAAACGGAGAAAAGGCAUCUAUAUAACCACGGCGAGCGACGACGGAGGUGAGGAUGAUCCUCCCAAUUCUUCAGUAAACGGAUCAAAGCGUGAAAGCAGUGACGUGUCUCUUUCAGAUAUGCGUUUGUCGGCCGAAGCCCGAACGUCGUCGUUGCUCGGGGAUAAAUCUGACGAUUCUUUCACGAACGGUCCUCCCAGUCCUAGCGAAGGAUCGAUGCCGAUGUGGCCGAGGUCGGAAGAGUUGAGGACUAGACGGGCGAGGUUCUCCCAUCAAAGUUCAGAUGAAAGGGAAGAAGACACGUCGUGUCGUGUAAGGAGAAAAUAUGGGGUCACGUCUCGUGGGGACUCUCCGUCUGAAGCGGAGAGCGAUUCUUGCUCACGAGAUCGAACGGCCUCGCCUUCUCCAUACAGCCCGUCGGACGCCUCUGACGUAGAACAGAGGAGACAGUUUCGCAGAGGUCCGUUUGGGAAGACCUUAGAAGCGCCUUCGAAUCGAUCGGUUGAAGGCGGACGGCGGAGCUUUUCAGAUGCAACAGUUCCAAGUCGAAAGAUAAGCGCCGGUGCAUUAUCAAACUCGAGCAAUAGGUCUAAAGGAGCUACGCAUGUGAGAGCUACAUCGUCGCCGUCGAAGUUGGCAGGAGUGAAGUCUGGCACGGACUUGUUAGCUGAACUCCUCCGAGGCAGUUCCGAAGCGCUGUCGAACUCUGCGACCUUCGACAACGUGAUACUGACUCUGCAUCAGCACAAUGACACGCGAACGCACGUCGUGGUCGAACUCUAUGAGACUGAGAAGUCUUAUGUCGAGGCAUUGGAGAUUUUAGUUAAGAAAUACCUCCAACCACUCAAAAGCCCAGAGAAUGCUGGACUCCUCGACGCGUUCGUUGUAGAUGAGAUAUUCUACCAAGUGCCGGCUAUCCUGAACGUGCACCAAGUAUUCCUGGAACAGCUGAGGCGAAGGCUGGAACAAUGGGACCUGCAGCAGAAAAUUGGAGACGUCUUCUUAGAUGUGUUUACGAAACCCACCGUAAUGGACACGUACAUGUCCUUCAUAAACAAUCUGAAGAAAGCGAAAGAAACCAUCAAGACGUCUGCAGCAUCGAGGCCAGCAUUCGCAAAGUUUCUAGAUGCUAUGGCGAGAGAUCACAAAGGAAAGCUGUCGUUGGAUAAUCUUCUCAUCAAGCCAGUACAGAAGUUUCCGAGCUACAAGUUGCUUAUACAGAGGCUGAUCAAACACACAGAUCCAUCACAUCCAGACCACAAACUGCUAGUCGAAGCGCAGAAGGAAAUACACGAUCUAUUAGAACUAAUAAACUGCACUGAAAGAGAAAGCCUAGAACUGGAACAACAGCAGCAAACUUUACGGGAGCUGGAACAAAUGAUCGAGGGUCUAUCAAACUUGGUCACAGCAGACAGGAUGUUUAUCAGACAUGAGAUGGUCACUAUGCCCUCAGCUCAAGGGACCAAUAAAGAUAGAGCCCUGUUCCUCUUUAAUGACACACUUUUGAUUACUAGUGCUAAAAGGAGGACUGGAACUAUCAAGAAACCUAUUCCAACAUACCAAAGUAGUAUAGCGAGUCAAAUGGAAGGAAAUAAAUACAAACUCCUGACGAGGAUAUCAUUAGCUGAUUUAGAAAUUGUUAAAGCCAAAGAUGAGAAUCUUAGGCGGAUAAUGCACGAAGUAGAAACUCUAACAGAAGACGUCAAUACUCUUACUCAAAUAUCUGAACACGUGGCAGCAUUGCAUAGUCAACACUCACAUCUAGAAGAGAUCGUGAGAGAAAUGCUGCAUACAGUCAACCGACAGUUAUCAGAGAGGCAGAAUAGCGAUACACAGUUGUGCUAUAUGGAAAUAAGCGUAAACACUUCGAGCGGCCCUGAGAGCCUUACCAUUAUAUUCCCUAAAACGGAAAAAAGAAGUAGUUGGGAGGAAUUGAUAAAUGAGACUAAACAAAAACUUUGUGUAUAUGGUCAAGAAAGACCAGCUCCUGAAUUCUUGUCGCCAGUUCCAAUACGAAAGACUCGUGCUGGUCUACAGUUUACUUGCGCCGCUCCUACGCUCCCGCCUAAAGGGCAAUCGCCUGAUGUUUGGGUUUGCAACAGCGAUGGAUACGUUGGCCAAGUCUGCGUUCUCACGCUGUCCCCGAAGCCGCAAGUCACAUCUUGCAACGGAGUGUGUAACGCAAGGAUUCUAUGUGUAGCGUGCGUGCCACCAGCGCCGGCGCUUGCCAGGCAACAGACUUUGGAUAUACCAAGUACGAGUUCCCUGAACAGUACCGGAUCAAUAAAGCCUGGCAUCAGCAUAUCGGAUCCAAAUGAGAGCUGCAAGAAUAUCCGUCUGGACAGUUCAUCAUCAAGCGACGAUGAAGACGACGGGUCGUCGACAUCUGAAAACCAGGACGCCCUCUCCGAACGAAGUCAGGAGUCUGCGAGCCUCCGCCUUCACAGCAGUCUGACCUCCAGUCUAGGCAACCAUCGCGCAACCCUCACCCCCAACCACAGCAAGAGCCUCAGCACCCCACACACGGGGCAGAGCAUCCCCGUACACCCCGUCAUGAAGUCCAAUUCCAACCCCGCUGUUGACAAGCAAGCUAUGGGGAUCACUUCUGUUCCUGGGCGUAUAAUGGCUGGUACUCUCUCAUCGCCCGCCAGCCGCCAAUCAUCAGAGGAUAGUGCUACUACAGCCAACCAGCCGACGAUGUGGCUCGGCACGGAGGAUGGCUGCAUACACGUCUACAACUGUCUGGACAAUAUACGGAUCAAGAAGAAUAAGUACAAGUUGCAGCAUAAUUCGGGAGUGCAUUCCAUUGUUUUUAUGGAGGGAAAGGUGUUUGUUGCCCUUGGAAACGGCGAUCUUGUGGUGUACUGUCGAGACAUUGACGGGUCGUGGGCGGAACGCUCGACCAUCCCCGUGGGCACGGGGUCGAGCCCCGUGAGCAGCAUGCUGCUGUCGGAGGGCAAGCUGUGGUGUGCCACGCACUCCACCAUCAAAAUCAUAAACCCGCAUUCUUUGCAGGUGGACGAAACAUUCCAAAUAAGUUCAGAGACCAAACCAAUCAGCCACAUGGCGGUGGCGGGCGGCUCCAUCUGGCUGUCGCUGCACAACGCGGCGCAGUUACGCUGCUACCACGCCACCAGCCGCGACCAGCUCGCCGAGAUCAACAUAACGCCGCAAGUCACCAAGAUGUUACAUGGUUGCGACGACAUAAUCCGGCAGCACAAGGCGGCGUGCCUCCGGGUGACGGCAUUGCUUGCUCACCGCGACACGCUGUGGGUGGGCACCAGCGCCGGUGUACUCCUCACUGCUCCGCUGCACAACUCGCCCAACGCACGCACCGGGACCUUCACUGUUCCACAGCUUAGUGGUAUCACUUACGGUCACACCGGCCAUGUGCGAUUCCUGACAAUCGUCGAAAACCCGGUGCCCCACAAACCGGCAACAAAACCGACACAAAGUCUCAAAACCAAAGCACUAAGCCGACGAUCCACCAACGCCGAAAAACUCCAGAAACAAACAGAGAAUACACAGACAAACAAAGAAACCCUGAUCAUAUCCGGUGGCGAUGGUUACGAGGACUUCAGGAGUUCAUCCAUGACAGAAGACGCCGGCAGAGAGGAUUCCACCAAUCACCUUCUUCUUUGGAGGGUAUGAACGAAUUUUACGGCCUACAGGGGUUUUCAUGGUUUUAAUACGAUACUGAGACAGUUUGUUUCAGCUUUUAACUUUAUUGUUGUCGUAAAGGCUUUGUCACUGAGGUGCGAAAUUCCGCAAUGCCGGGUUUGAUGUGUUUCAGGAGUUGAUGAUGUGUGCAGGAGAUACAGAGGUCGCCAUUUUAUGUGUAUGACACUAAGUAAUUACACAAUUACAGGCAAAUAGUCGGGCGUUUUGUAGGACCAGUUCCUAGAUAAUGUGUCUGGUGUAAUUUUUAAUCUAUGGUUUUCCACCAAGAUCAGGUGGGCUUAAUUUUGUUAGCCUGUUAAUAAAAUAUGUUUGCGUAAUGCCUUUCCAAAUUUAAUAAUAUAUCGAACAAAAUAUACUUAGAGUUGUAGCAGUAUUGCAGAAUUCUAUUACUUAGUUAGCACGAAGAGUUGUAAUUUUGCUGUUUAGUGGCUGUAUAUGGGUUUUACAAUUCAGAUGUAGUACAGUGGUAUUGAGAUUUCGCAUCUGCUUGAGAUAGUCUUAAAUGUUUUAGAAAAUGUGACUAUAUUUAAUGAUAUAAUCGAAUUGAUGACAUGUUGAACAGCCUAACAUUUUACCAGUACUUUUAUUUUAAAUUAUACUCGUAAUCGAAAUUUUCCACCUUUAUUUGAAAAAAAAAAUCAAUUUUGAUAUACUUACUUAAAAUAUAUUUUAAACUUACUUAAGAUGGUUAAAAUUGUUUUGCGCGUUCUAGCAUAGAUAGAGUUUCUAUAUUGAGAUUAUUAAUUAAAGUUUAAAUUAAUAUAAGUUAGGACAUCAAAUGUCCAAAUUAUUAUGAACAAUUUAUUAGAUGAAAAAAAAAAUUAUAUUGUGUGUCAAUAUGCAGUUUCUAACAUCGUGCAGUAUUAUUAAAGGUGUCAUAAGCUAGAUAUUGGAAUAUUAACGGCCUCGUCCCCUGUUUUUGGAAAUACAAUCAUUGAUCAAAAUUAGAUCAUUUUGAUUUAUGUCAACCUGCGAUAUAAUAUGCGAUGCAUUGUCGUUGAUCGUUGUUUUGAUCAACCUUUCAGAAACUGGGGACUCAUAGUACCUAAUUGGUGUUUUAUAUCACAUGGAAAGUAUGUUUUUAGAAAAAUUUAUUACGUGUACCUAUUUAACCAUAUCGAUGUAACAUAUACGACCGUUUUGCUAUACAUAAGAAAAUAGUUGUGGCAAUUUUUACUAGUUUAAACAGUUUUGAAAACGGGCUACAUUUAUUGCACUUCUAUAACUUGCUGUCUAUAAUCCGGCAAUCAAAAGUUGCAUAUCGAAACAGCCUCUUAGGGGCAAAAACUUAAAAAUAGAAAUAAAAUUUCCAAAAAGUAUAAGCCUUUAUAUAUCGAUAUAUUAAACUCUCUAGAUAAUAUGUUACCGCCGUGUUGCAUACUACUGUACAAAUCAUUACAAUUUUUGGAAAACCUUUAUAAAUGUAGAAUCAAUGGAAAAUAAUAUAACUGUAUGGUGUUUUCUCUGCUUUUCACAAUAUGUGAGUUUAUUGUUCUCACGAGAUCUCUUACUAUAUGUAUAUAUAUUACGUAAUAUUAGAAAUAUAUAUUAUAUGCCAUAUGUACGUAUAUCUCUUAAUAUGUGUAUGUACCUUAAUGUAAUAGGAUAUACAAGUCAAUGUGAAGCUUAUAAAAUACAGAGUUUGAGAAAUUUGUUGCUCAAAAUGUUGUUUUUUUAUGUUACCUACCGGUAAAAUUAUAGUCAGAGCAAAAUUUUACAUUGUAUUUUAAUAUAUAAAUGUGAAUGAUGUAGUAUCUGUAAAAAUGAAGCUGUACGGAUGAAUUAAAUGAAAUCGCACUUAAA